Closterium sp. Naga37s-1 is the source of this 7552-nucleotide messenger RNA. Lineage: Eukaryota; Viridiplantae; Streptophyta; Zygnematophyceae; Desmidiales; Closteriaceae. The record is from the annotation of a GenBank genome assembly.
AUGCACAGCAAUGGCACAAAAGCAGAGGGGUUUGACGACGCGGAGGAGGGGGAGCGAGAGCAAGAGGAGGGGGCUGGGAAGGGGUUAGGUGCUGGAGUGAUGCGGCUUCAGUCCAAAAUCUCCAAGGCAGUGGACAAGAGAAUGUCGGCUCGCGGGGGUGAAGCGGGCUUUACGUUUAUGAGGGGCUUGAAUGGGAGGCGCAGAGACAGGAAAGGAGGCUCUGGCGCAGCCUCUCAGGAUUUUGGCAAAGGAGACAGCGAGGGAGGAGUUGGGGCAGGCGCAGGAGGAGGAGCAGGAGGAGGAGGAGGAGGGGUAGGAGGGGGGGGAGCAGGGGGGUUGCGCUUCCUGUCGCCUGGCAUGGCUCGUAACCACAGUGUUCCAGUCGCCGCUAGUGAAUCCGCACGCCCUCCCAAGCUGGAUAAGGUUGUCUACGGCCCACCUGUGCGUCACGUGAUGACUUCACAGGGAGCCUCGGGAUUGGGAAACCCAAGGGGGGAUGAAGAGGCAGCAGCGUUCUUCUGGGUGCCAUUCGGGGCAGGUGUGUCUGCAGCCAAGAGCAUUGCCGCGGAUGUUAAGGGACGGAUGGUGUUCACGGGGCACAGGGAUGGACGGGUGCUGGUGUGGAGGGUGCGGGAGAGGGGAGCAGAGAGUGCGGAUGCUGCAGCAGGAGGCGACGGAGCAGUGCAGGGUAGCAGCAGCAGCAGCAUGGGGGAGCGAGGAGGAUGGGGGGCGAAGGGUAGAGGGGGAGCACCGAUGGGUAGGAACAACUCAGGUGUUGGGGCAGGGGAGAAGGAGCCUGGGUGGAAAGUAUGGGCAGAACUCGUGGCAGAGUGGCAGGCACACGCCACCACUGUGACAGCCCUCGUAGUCACGUCACACGGCGAGCUCUGGUCUGCAGGGGACAGGGGGGUGAUCAAGGCGUGGCCCUGGCCCAGCCUGUGCAGCGAGCUCUCUCGAGCGUCUUCCUCGCCCAGCCCAGCGCCCACGCCGCCCGCUGUUCCUCUCAGCAGCACUGCUCCCCUUCGAGCCCCUUGUGUGAUCCGCCCUGCUGCCGUGCCCGUGCUUCUGCACGCGUCCUCCUGUAACGUCCAGGUGCCAAGAAACCGCGUUGUAGUUGCAUCUGCCUCAGCUGCUGCGGCUGCUGCUGCUGCUGCAACACCAUCUGAUGAUGGUGAUGAUUCUAAGGCAACUGGUGGGGCAGGAGGGAGCACUCCUGUCACUGCAACAGAAAGCAAUGGCAGUGGCAGUGGCAGUGUAGCUGCUGCAGCAGGAGGAAGUGGUGGGGGGGGUGGUGGCAGCAGCGCUGCUGCUGGGACAGGGGUAGAAUACGAGGGUGGCAGUGGGGGCGUGGUGUAUGGAGUGACGUCCGUGCGGCGAUUGGUGUCAGACCCGGCAACGGGGCAGGUGUGGAGCAUUGGAGCUGCUUCCAUCUCCAUCUGGGACGCGAGGAAGCGAGCGCUGGUGUGUCAUGUGAAGGUGAAGGACGAGGAGAGGGCAGCUGCGGAUACCUCCUCUGGCGCUGUUGCCUCUGGGGCCAGCAGCGCUGCCUCCGCUACAGCCAACAGCGCCACAGCCCCUGGUAAUGCUGCCCCUAGCACGCUUAGUGCCACCAGUGCUAGUGCUUCUAGCACUUCUAGUGCUCCUAUUGGUUCAGUGACGAGUGGUGACAGCUAUAGAGAAGCACCAGUUGUAGCAGGCACACCAGCACCAUGGGAAGACGAACCCCUCACCUCCUCCUCCUCCUCCUCCUCCUCCUCCUCCUCCUCCUCCUCCUCCUCAGCCUCCUCCUACUCCUCCUCCUCCUCCCGUCCCCCCAAGCGCAAGCUCCACGCGGUCGCGCCAGCUGGCGACGGCACGGUGUGGAUCGGGCAUGGGUCGGGCAUGCUGAGGCAGUACGACUGGGCGGGCGGCAAACUGCAGGAGGUAGUGAUGGAGGCCGGCGUGUGUUGUCUGUGUGUGGUGGGGCUGCGGCUAUGGGUGGGCACGGCGGAUGGAAGCAUCACCGUGCUGCAUGUGCGCACAGGGAGGCAGAUCGGGGCAUGGCAGGCACACCCUCCCGCACCAUGCUCCAAAGCAGCAGCCAAGGCGGCACGAGCAGCAGCAGCAGCAUCCCCUUCCCCUUCCACUGGAGCAACAUCAGAUCCGGCCCACCCUUCGGAUGACACAGCCCUCUCCUCCCAGGCGUCAACAGCGGCAGCGGCUGCAGCGGCGACACCAGCAGCGAUCCGGCAGCUGGCACGGUGCAGCAGCUUCAUUGUGUGUGUGUCCCGCACGGGGCAGGUGAGUGCAUGGCUGGCGGCUAUCCCAGGCCCUGUGGACCCUGCACUACGUGCCACCCUCUCCUCCUCCUCCGCCCUCUUCACCUCCCGGCAGAGGUUCCGCCUGGCUGCCUGCACGUGGAACGUCGGGGAGGAGAGAGCGGUGCAGAGGAGUGUGGAGGCGUGGCUGGGGGAGGUGGCAGGAGACAGGCUUGAGGGCGAGGAGGCAGCAGAGGGAGCAGACUGGGCGGAUGGGACGGGUAUGGGGAAUGGGGUUGGGGGAGCAGCGGAUUCGGGGAGUGGGGCAGGAGGGGGAGGAGCGGAUAUAGUAGCAGUGGGGUUGCAGGAGGUGGAGAUGAACGCGGGGGCGAUAGCCAUAGCAGCAGCCAAGGAGUCAGUGCGUCUGGGGCUGCAGGAACGAGGGUCGGCGCUGGGGGCUCACUGGGUGGCGACCAUUGGCGCUGCUCUGGCGUCCCGAGGGGCGUUUGUGCGGAUUGUUUCGAGACAGAUGGCGGGGAUUCUCAUCACUGUGUGGGCGAAAGCGUCGUUUGCCCAUCGUAUUCGGGAUGUGGAGGUGGGGGCUGUGCCUCGGGGGUUUGGCCGCACAUUGGGCAACAAGGGAGCGGUGGCUGUGCGCAUGAGUGUGUGUGGGCGCAGCGUGGCGGUCCUCAGCUGCCAUCUCGCAGCUCACAUGGAGGGCGUGGUGAAGCGCAACGAGGACUGGCGCCGCAUCUACCGCCACCUCUCCUUCUACCGCCCCCAAACCACCCUCGCUGCUGCCUCCUCCGCUGCUAAAGCUGCUGGGGGUGGCUUGAAAGGUGACAUCCAUACUCUCAUGGGUGAUGACUGGCGCCGCAUCUACCGCCACCUCUCCUUCUACUGCCCCCAAACCACCCUCGCCUCCGCCGCCUCCUCCGCUGCCAAAGCCGCUGGCGGCGGAUUGAAAGAGUUAGCAGAGGUGGAUCUGCUGGUGUGGAUGGGCGACCUCAACUACCGGGUGGAGGGCGUGUCACACGAGCACGCCAGGCACCAGGUGGCGGCCCGCAACCUGCCUGCCCUGCUGGCGAGCGACCAGCUGCUCAGAGAGAUGGCGGACCUGGAGGAAAUGAAAACUCCAGAGCUGGCGGAAGCCGACCUGCUGGUGUGGAUGGGGGACCUCAACUACCGGGUGGAGGGCGUGUCACACGAGCAAGCGAGGCAUCAGGUGGCGGCCCGCAACCUGCCUGCCCUGCUGGCGAGUGACCAGCUGCUCAGAGAGAUGGCGGGCGGGCGUGCAUUCCGAGGCAUGGAGGAGGGGGUCAUCUCCUUCCCCCCCACCUACAAGUUUGAUCGCGGCACACCCGAUCCGCUGGCGUAUGACUCGGGGGAGAAGCGCCGUGUGCCUGCUUGGUGCGACCGAGUGCUCUUCCGCGAUAGCUUCACUCCAAGCCUGCCGCCCACGCUGCCGCCCACUCUGGGGCCCACACUGCCGCCCAUCCUCGCGCCUUCUCUGCCUCUGUCUGUCUCCUUGCCUGCUGCUCCAAACAACCCCUGCCAGCCUCUGUAUCCUCCCGCUUCUCCUCCCACCCCCACUACCAACAGCCCCAACCUCAGCCCCAGCCCCACUCUCACUUCAUUUGAUCUACCCACCGUCUCACCUCCUUCCACAGCAGUAGCAGCAACAGCUGGCACCGCAGCAGCAGAAACAUGUGCAGCAGCAGCAGCAACAACAGUGGCAAACACUGCUUUGGUUGACAGAGAGGCAGAUGAUGAGGUCAGCAGCCCUGCACUGGGUCGUGAAAGUACAGCUGGGUUGAAUGGUAAGGAAGGGCCGGGUAGCAGCACGAGUAAGGAUGGGGAUAUCAGCUCCCAAGCACCUGCUGGUGCUACUACUGCUUCUCCUGCUCCUCCUGCUACUGCUUCAGCUUCUUCCGCUGCUUCUGCUGCUGCAUCCGCUCCUGCUGCUCCUGGUGCCGGUCUGACUGCGAGUUCGAGUGUGAGCGCACCUCAAAGAGCGAUCGAGGAGCAGGAGUGCACGCUGGCGCAGCCAGUGAAGGCCCAUGUGUUGCGCUAUGACGCGUGCAUGGAGGCCAUUCAGAGCGACCACAAGCCAGUCAGAUGCCUCUUGGAUGUCUCCGUUGCUUCUGUUGAUCUGCCCGCUACAAGAUGCCUGCUCGGGCGGCUUCUUACUCUCAGCUCCCAGGUCCGGGCAGCCCUGCAAAAUUCUCACCACCUGCCCGACGUGCCAGCUGCCGGCACAUGUGUGGAUGUGGAUCCUUCGACCGGGCAGGCUUCGGUGAUUGUAAUGAAUCGGAACGAAAGUGACUCUAUGGGGUUUAUCGUGCAGUGUGAGGGGGAGACUGUUUUCCAGUCUGGGAGGAAGGAAGAACAGGAAGCAAGUGAGGGAGGGAGAGAUGAGGGCGCUGAAGGAGGGAAGGUCAUGUUGGGAGGCACGUGCGGUGGCAGCGGGCGAGGGGAUUGGCAGAGGAGGCAGAUGGUGCGGGCAGGUGGUGGAUUUCCACUCUGGCUCAAGGUGCUACCUGGUGCAGGCAUCCUCAUUGCAGGUGGCAGCAUGACCAUCAACUUCUGUGUGUCCACUUCCCGUGCUGCACCGCCUGGUUCCCCUGCUGCCAAGGAGCACACAGAGAAUACAGGGCACACAGGGAAGAGAGCGCACACAGGACACACAGGGCACACAGAGCAGCAUGAGCAGCACGAGUCAGGCAGCGGUCUGUUGCUGCAGCCAGUGGAGCAGCAGCCUAUUAGAAGAGGGUCUGAUGGGGAGGAGGCGGAGGCAGGGCAGGGGCAGGUUUGUGGGCAGGAGGUGCGAGGGCAGGUGCAAUCGGCAGGAACAGGAGAGGGUGAGAGGGUGUUAAACAUGUCUCUCACCACCUGGGGCCCAGCGCCGCCGCGGUGGCAGCGCAUCGCCAUGACUGCGCGCACCUCGCGCAUCCCCGCAUUCGGCGACUGGGCUCUCGACGACCACGAUGACAGCCAGGGCGACGAGUCGGACCGUCGAUUAAAGUACACUCACGAGUUCGCGCUCCUCCGCCAGAAGCCCCGCGGGCCUCCGUCCCCGCAUUCCCUGCUUCUGGACGCCGUCUCUUUCGACUCCGCAACUUCUUCUCUCCCCCCCUUGUCCUCGACACCUUCCGCCGCCUCCGCCGCGUCCGCCGCUUCCGACGUUUCCGCCUCUUCCUUUGACACAGCAUCUCGGCAUUCCCGAGGUUCGAGCAGCGAUGGCAAUGGUGACGACAAGGAGCUUCCUUCAACUACGAGAGACGCGAGCGCAGGGAUCCGUGAUGACGUGGACCGAAUCCUGGCGUCCACGUCAGCCCUGUCCCCCGUGUCUCCAGCGGCGGACACGUGUCUGUUCCCGCAAUGGGCGCCAAUCCUUCCGCAACGCCGAAUCGGCCAGGGUCGGAAAGGCGGCUUCCUUGCAGCUAGCAGCAGUAGGAGCAGCGGAAAAUCCGUCAGCAGGAGCAGUAGCAGCGGCAGCAGCGGCGGCGGCGGCAGCGGUAAGAUUGCGAGCAAGCGAAGGGAGCUGCCGGUGCUGUUAAACGCAUCCCAGCUCGACCAACUCAACAUGCCUCCGCCGCCACCGCUGCUUCCUCUCUCCGCCAGCUCCUCGCUGCAAGCCUCCGAUUCCGGUGCCGACUCUACCGACGCGCUACUCGCCGCCAACGAUGCUGACGGUUCGAGCUCGCUUGCGACACAUCGCACAGCCGAGUGCGCGUCGCCGUCUCGUCCUCGUUACGACCACGGCGGAAGCGACUCACCGUCUUACGACUCGCCUCCCCUUCCGCGGUAUUCCUUCACCUUUCACUCGCCGGCUCCCGGGACAUUUUGCGCCUCAGGCGCAUCCUGCGCCGAUCCUUCCGCUCCAGGCGCAACCAGCGGCGAAGCUUCCCCAGGCGAGGCGGCCGAGCGAGUCCGCCAGCGGUUGCGCAACUCGCGCAGCCUCCGCAUUUCCGUAUCGCGCCAACUCAUGGACAGCAGCAACAGCGCGCCCUCCUCCCCCGUGCGCGCAUCCGGCGCAUUCGGUUCCCCCUUCGGCUCCCCGUCCGCAUCCGAUUACGAAAACGGCUCAUCCGCGACCCCUGGGCGGAGAGGGUCGCGCGCCCAGGGCGCGGCGGCGGCGGAUAGAUGUUGGGACGACUCGUCGGUGCUGGCGCUAUUGGAGCACAGCCGGCUCUGCCGCCAGGAGGUGGUUCAGCUGCUCGGGCUGUGCCAGCCUGGCCUCGCCCCGCUUGCGCCGUCGGCGCAACCUGCGCCAGUUGCGCCAAUCGUCGCAGUUGCGGAGGUCUCCUCGGUCGCUCCUACCGCGCCAGCUGCGCCAGUGGUGUCGAGUGCGGGGCUCAUGAAGGAAACCAGCGGGGGUGAGCUUCAGGCGGAAGCCUCUGCGGGGGCGCACACAGCAGGCGGGACAGGUGAAGCAAGGUUCAAGAUUGAGACAGCGUGCGCUGAGAGCAGAGCAGAGCCGGUCAGCAGCUCAUGUGCAAGUGCAUGCCCUGCCGGCAUGACAGCGCCGCAUGCCUACCCUGACAGCACCAUGGCACACAGGUCUGAGACUGAUGCCGGGAAGAAUGACAAGUCGCUGACUGGAAGUGCGGGUGGAAAUGCGGGUGGAAGUGUGAUUGGAAGUGCGGGUGGAAGUGUAGUUGCUUGCUGCCCUGGAACGGGGGGAAUGGGCGGAAUGGGCAGAGCGGCAUUGCGCGUUGCAGCAGCCCCACGUGCUCCGUGCAGUGUUGCUUCCUCGCAGUCGCGGGGCAGGGCUGUCCCCCCCACCAUGUCGUCCGCGUUGAAGUACAAUGCGGGUGCGGAGGAUAAGGGCUUCAGCGUGAUGUUUGCCGAGAUGCGGGAGAGACGGCAGCAGGAUAAAGCAGCUUCUGAAGCCACUGGCGCUGCUGUUGCUGCUGCUGGGAUUGCUGGAGAUUCCUUAGAGAAUAGCAUUCAUGGUGCAACUGUAGCAGCAGGUUCUUGUCAAGACACGAGCAAAGUCAGUAGCAGUCCCCCCAGGACCAAAUCUGCCUGUCGCUCCAGUAAAGGCCUACAGUGGAUUGGUGUUCGGGCGGACGAUAUGGAUUUUAUUCUGAAGGAGUUGGCAGAGGCAGCCAUGGGAGGAGGGGAGGAGGUGGCAGGGUUUGAUGAGUUUGCGGGAGAGGAGACUGAGGACGAUGGAGGGGGAUUAUCGGAGAGUGAUUAUGUCAGUGAGGAGACUAGUGAUUGUGAUUGCAGUGAAGCGGAGAGACAGGACAAUGAGUUGAUAGCAGUGCUGAGGAAGGUUCAGGGCAGGGAAUGGUGGGGUGGAACCU